GGGUGGGGAAAGGUAUUCUAGAAAAGUCUGGCAUAAAAAGAAGAUUCUGUGAUUUAUGGAAAAUGGAGUUUAUGAGGCCAUUCAUUAUCAGAAUAAAUGGUGGUCUUGUUCUUCUGUAUUUUCCUAGUUCCUCAGGCUUAGAAUGGAAAGAGAGAAUACGUGAGAUUGUCUGGCCAUGGGAAGGAGAAGAUGCCCGCUCCAAGGGUGCCAGUGCUGGGAACAAGAUCAAUGGAUCUCUUCUAUUCCAGGAGACGUGGAGGUCUAUUUGUGGCUGGAGCUACCUGAYUAGAUAAAAAUAUAGAUCAGUCUGCUAUGAAAGUACCUCCCAUGAAGAAGACUGCCUCMUGGCUUAGCUUGCUGUGAAUAUACCUUACCAGAUAAGCCUUUUCACCAAAUUGAAACACUAAAUCAGUUAUUUUUGUUUUCAGGUUUGGAUUGGAUUUUUUUUACCCCUCUUUUGUCAGUUCCUAUGGGCUGGUAUCUGUUGCUCAGAAUUGGAGUUGUGGAAGCCUCACACAGAAUCCUGCAAUAGAAACAUCUUAACUUUAAAAGUUAAAGUUUCCUUAACUUUAAAAUAGGCAAGUUUGAGUCAAACUUGCAGUAAGGCUAGCUAAUACAUCUGUAGAAGUAUAAAUAAAUCUUAAAACUGAAGGAAAUAAAGUAUAUUUGAAGCUUCUUUAUGUUGUCAAAGUAUAGUAAUAUAUUUUUAGUUCAAAAAAUAGUCAAGCCCAACUUACCUUACAAACCAUACACUUCAAGUAUAGGGUUUUGACUGGAAAAACUUGUCUACGGAGACUUCAUUGUCUUAAAUUUUAAUUAGUUCUGAAGCAAAUUAUUUUAAGCCAUUUUAAACAAAGCUCAGAAUAGCAGCAUAAGCURUAAGCAAACAUAUGGCUUCAGUUAUAAGAUUAGAGAUGUAGGAUAAAAUCAAUAUGAAAUGACACUGAAAGCACUUUAAGUUGCAUCGUAGAUAAACUGUCUUUAAAUGACUGCGCUUGGCAAACCUUAGCAACUAUGCGAUUAGGCCAGGCUCUUGGUGCUUGUUUGUAUUUUCAGAUUGAACUGUCGAAUGGAGACCUAGAUAGCAAAAAAUCUAGACCAGCUCAUAACAUUUGUAUUUCUCUGGGACUGUAAGCUUUAGAGGACUCAGAGCUGGUCUGCUUUGAGUUUAUAUGUUUGCAAUGCGCAGAUGAGCCAUUUGAAAUUUAAAAAUACAUAAACUUUUGCUUUCCAUCUUCUUCUUAGGAGAAGUUGGAAGAAUUUGGAGUUCUGGGUGGUGUAAGCCCAGGAGUAGUCUUCUUUUACAAUUACCAUUAAAAUCUGUAAUAAACUGCUUGGUAUGCUUUUCAUUGAGUCUACUGAGUAAGGUGAAAAAAAAAGAAAGAAAAAAACCUGCAGUUUCAGGAAUAGAUUGAAGAAAACAUGGCCAAUCAACGGGAUUACAUUAGCAGACCUAUUUGCAAUGGAAUUUCUGUUUCUGAAAGUAAAAUCAACUCCUUAGUGGCUGAAGGUCAUGGACAACAAAUUCUAAAAGUACUACAAAAGUUCAGAGAACAAAAUAUAUUUUUUGACUUCAAAAUUCUUGUGAAAGAUGAAAUAAUUCCUUGUCAUCGUUGUGUACUGGCAGCAUGCAGUGAUUUUUUCAGAGCGCUGUUUGAAGUUAAUAUGAAAGAACGAGAUGAUGGCAAUGUUACCAUUAGUAAUCUAUCACCAAAGGCAGUGAAAACUUUUCUUGAUUAUGCUUACACAGGAAAAACAGAGAUAACAAAUGAUAAUGUGGAAAUGCUCUUCCAGCUGUCAUCUUUCCUUCAGGUUUCACUCCUUUCCAAAGCUUGCAGUGACUUCCUAAUAAAAAGCAUUGAUCUUGUGAAUUGUUUACAGUUGCUUUCUCUAUCAGAAAGUUACGGUUCCAUCCGUUUAUUUGAUCAUGCAUUAGAUUUUGUACAGCACCACUUCUCGUUGCUCCUCAGAUCAAGUGAUUUUUUGGAGAUGAAUUUUGAGAUAUUACAAAAAUGUCUUGAGGCUGAUGAACUUGAUGUCCCCGAGGAGGAAUCAGUGUUGAAAGCUGUCCUUCAAUGGACCAAACAUAAUUUAGAAACACGACAGAAAUAUUUGGCUCAUUUGAUUAAAAAAGUGAGACUACAUCAGUUACCUGAAAAAACUUUGCAAGACUUUCUGCACUCUGAAGAACAGUUACUCAAGAGUGCUAAUUGCUCUAUAAUAAUCAGUGAUGCAGUUAAGAGUGUGCAGAACUUCAGCGGACUGUUUCCAGAUGCACGCCCUUCAACAACAGAAAAAUACAUAUUUGUACAUAAAACUGAUGAAGAUGGAGAAAACAGACAUACGUUUUGCUACAACAUCAAAACAGAUAAAUGGAAGGAACUGCCACAUACACAUAUGGUUGAUCUUCCAGGGUCAAGUUUAUCUAGUUACGGAGAAAAAAUAUUUAUAACUGGAGGAUGCAAAGGGAAUUGUUAUAGGACAGUCAGGCUUCAUAUUGCUGAGCCAUUCCAUGACGCCACUGACCAAACCUGGUGCUACUGUCCAGUCAACAACGAGUUCUCUGUAGUGUCAGCUAUGAAAAAACCAAGGACAAUGCACACAUCCGUUGUAACCUUAAAUCAGUUGUUUGUAAUAGGUGGAAAGACCAGAGGAGCUCAAGAAACCCGAAGUCUUUUGGAUGUAGAAUCUUAUAAUCCUCUUUCCAAAGAUUGGAAAUCUGUAAGCCAAUUACCAAGAGGUAUYUACUAUCCAGAAGCAAGUGCAUGUCAGAAUAUAAUUUAUGUCCUUGGAUCAGAAGUAGAGAUUACUGAUGCCUUUAAUCCAUCUCUUGAUUGUUUCUUUAAGUAUAAUGCUAUGACUGAUCAGUGGUCUGAGCUUGUAGCAGAAUUUGGACAAUUUUUCCAUGCAACUUUAAUCAAAGCUGUGCCAGUGAAUUGCACAUUGUAUAUAUGUGAUCUUUCCACCUACAAGGUAUACAGUUUUUGCCCAGAAACCUGUGUUUGGAAAGGAGAAGGAUCUUUUGAAUGUGCUGGAUUUAAUGCAGGGGCAGUUGGAACAGAAGAUAAAAUUUAUAUAUUAGGUGGUGAUUAUGCUCCAGAAGAAAUUACAGAUGAAGUUCAAGUCUACCACAGUAGUAGGUCUGAGUGGGAAGAAGUAUCACCAAUGCCAAGAGCCUUAACUGAGUUUUACUGUCAGGUUAUUCAAUUUAAUAAAUACAGGGACCCCUGGUCAUCUGUAAUGACAAUUUGCUCUGAAGAGGAGUUCUGAAAUGAGGUGGACAGGAUUUCUACAGGGUGGAUGAUUCAUGCAGUAACUUCCCUGUGCAGAUGCUCACCUCCGUCAUGCUGUUAACUGCAGCUAAGCUGAAAGUACAAAACAUUUCAGGCUGUUUCCCGGCACAAGUCUUCCAUCUCCUAAGGCUACAGUGAUAUCUACUAAAGCUACUAGGCUGCUUAUUGCAGUAAUACCAGUUUAAGUUGUUGCCUCAGUUAAUUACAGGAAAAUUUUGCAUCUUGUCACAUAAAAAAAUACUAAGUUACAAAACCAAAUCCCCAUCUUUUAAGUAAAUAGGAUUUAUGAAGUGAAAUAAUUCCUUUAAUGGAUGCAGUAGUUUAAUUAAAACACUCCCAUCUUGUACUUCAUGGUAAUUUUAAAUGUAAAAAUAUUACAUGGGAAAUGAUACRCAAUAUAUUUAUUGAAGAAAAAAACUUUCAGUAUUCUAUUAUAAUGUUUAAAUUUAGUCAGAGAUUUUUAGUAUUAAUAUUUCACUAGGCAAAUACCAUCAGUUAAACUUGAUAUCAUUCAUCCAAUGACCUGUUUCUGACUGAAAGAUACUGGAAUUAGCUAGGUUUCAUAAAUUUAUUUUGUAGUCUUUCACAGCCUGGGAAUUUUAUUUCUUUCCAGGUAUCUGAAUAAAAUUUUGGGAGCCCUUAUAUUGUAUAUAAAAUAUCUUUAGAACAGUAAAGUUAUAUUAUGACAGGCAGAACAAUACUGAGCAUUUCAUUUCCAAGUAGUUUAAAAAAUGACCAAACUUCAGGAAGGUGUCUGAAAUAUUUUUCACAUAGUGCAAGAUGAACAGUAAUUUAAUCGUCACAACAGUACUGCAUCUAUAUUUGAGAAAGUCUAUCUUAGUCCWGAAACUUAAAGCUUAGUAUCUUACAGUGACAUAUUUCUAUUUCAAAGAGUAAACAAUGGAACUAAUUACGAUCCUGUAAUUAGUUUUAUAAUUUGCUGAUAUCUUUAUAAAUUUAAAUAACGUUCACCAUAAAAAAUUUCACAAAAUGUUGGUGUAAAUUUUGCACAUUUGAGGAUCAUGUCAAUAGAGUGGACCCCACACACAACAGUAUUUAAGAUGUAUUAAGAUGUGUUUGUUCUGUAGAAGUAAACAGCUUGUUGUGUUAGGAUUCCAGGGAACCUCUGUAUUUAUUUUGAUAUUUUCAUAGUGAAUUUUCAAAUUGUAUUACAACUUUAUUUAGACAGAAAAACUACACAUCAUCAUGCUGAAACGCAAGCACUUUUAUACCAAAACACGAGUAGUUUCUCUUAGUGCAAAGUAAAUGUAUUGAAUAGUUUAGAAGAGAGAAUACUAUUCCCUCCCACUGAAACAGCAGGAAAAACAAUAGUUAUAUAGUAGAAUAGUAGUUUUGGCUUUAAUAAUGUUAUUCGGAGUCACAUUGCUGCUCUUAAAAAUAUAACAAGACUUCUUUGACUAUUAAUUAUUGCAACUUGUCACUUUUCAUCACAGAAAGAGAAGACCUGAUUCUCCUUUGCUUGUGGUUUUUUGUUGUUUUUAUACCCAAGUAAUUUAAGUAUGCAAUUCAUGUAAAGUCAUGUGAAGUAGUAAAAGAUGAGCAAAGUAACAUACAUUGCCCACUGUAUAUGGGUAUAAUAGCUAUGCAAAUUAGGGGACAGUACAGAAUCGCAGGAUUACUUUUAAUUGUCACUGUCACGACCAGCUUGUUGAUUACACAUACAGCACUAAGUCGGUGAUUCAGAUGAUGCCCUUUCCUCUAAUUUUUCCUUACAUUUUAUUUGGCAGUCUUUCAUCCAGCUACUUGCUAUAAGUCUCUGGUUUAUGCCAUCAAAUAGAGCAAUGACAUAUAUGGUAAGUUACUUGUCACUAUUGAUAUAAAUAGUGAAAACUGAGUGAAGCUUCAUUUAGAAAAAAUAUGUACUCUUCUA
Molecule: messenger RNA, 5184 nt
Organism: Nothoprocta perdicaria
Lineage: Eukaryota; Metazoa; Chordata; Aves; Tinamiformes; Tinamidae
Gene: KBTBD3
Product: kelch repeat and BTB domain containing 3
Exons: 4
Coding region: 1423-3270 (615 amino acids)
Molecular function (GO): protein binding
Source: RefSeq, a predicted model, not a curated record